Molecule: messenger RNA, 2435 nt
Organism: Paecilomyces variotii
Lineage: Eukaryota; Fungi; Ascomycota; Eurotiomycetes; Eurotiales; Thermoascaceae
Product: putative chromosome condensation protein
Exons: 1
Coding region: 474-1970 (498 amino acids)
Biological process (GO): fluoride transmembrane transport
Cellular component (GO): membrane
Molecular function (GO): fluoride transmembrane transporter activity
Source: RefSeq, a predicted model, not a curated record
GGAGCUACUAGUGAGUUGCUCUUGUCGGAGAAAAGAACAACGUAGGACAAGCAAGCGAAUCGCUCGCGGAGGUAUUACCCCAAUGGAUGUUAUUCCCUGCCUGGUAAAUAAAUAGUUCUCAUUGAUCAGCUCCUUUAUAAUUUCCUAAUAUUCCUUUGUUGUCUAACUACUGUAUCCUUCUCCAGUUCCUCUCCGGUUAACUAGUUACCAUAGUUUAAUUUACCCCAAUACAUACUCUAAGUCUAGAUAGAUAAGCGGCUCCACCGACGAUCCAACAUGUCUACUCCGAACUUUUCCUCUCUCGUUUGCCACCUUUUUCCUCAACCCCUAGGGUCUGAGGACCACCGGAAAUAUGCAGCAAGCCUUUUGAGAAGCGGCUGUGAUCUUGCGCAUCAACACGCCUUUCAGGCAAUCGAGACAGCUUCCUAUCCGCAUUCGAUCGCAUUUGUUUUCCGAUCGCGUGACUCGUCGCGAUGGGCGAUACGAGCAGCAACCAGAAUGGCUCCAUCCAUAACAAUCCCUGGCGGAGAGAGGACACAGAAGACAAUGUGCUAGAAACAUCGCAAAGCCACGGGCAAGGAGCGGCCGCAGAGGCGCGCGCAGCGGACGAGGCGCAUCUCUCAGAGGUCGCCGCGCCGCCUCCCAUUGACAGAGAAGAAGAAGAGGAGAAGGAGAAAAGGAGUAUCCCGCCCAAUCCGGCACGAGAACAGGGCAUCCCGCUGUCUGAACUUGCUGCUCCGCCUCCAGUCUCUCGCGAGCCUUCGAGGCGACGUCCUUGGGACCACCAGGUCUCGCCGACAAGGGAGAGUCCGCCCCCUCCGGAACUGGAGCAGGCAGAGAAACGAUCGUCGGCCGCUGCUCCCUCGGUCUCGAAACGUGCGACUCAGCUCUAUGUUGUUUCUUAUCUGGUCUUCUUCGCAAUUCUGGGCACCCUGGCGCGUCUGGGCCUGCAAGCGUUGACCUUCUACCCAGGUGCGCCGGUCGUGACAAGCGUGCUGUGGGCGAACGUGGGUGGCUGCAUCCUGAUGGGCUUCUUUGGUGAAGACAGGAAUCUGUUCCGGGAGGAAUGGGGAGAUAACUCGAACCCACGGACUGAGGAAGAUGAAGCUGCCUUCGCAGAAUGGGCCAAGAAGCAUAAAUCGGUCAAGAAGACAAUUCCGCUGUAUAUCGGAUUGACGACGGGCUUCUGUGGAUCCCUCACUUCUUUCUCAUCCUUCAUGCGGGACGUCUUCCUCGCUCUGUCGAACAAUCUCAGUGUCCCAGUCGGCGGCCACGUCUCCCGCAACGGCGGAUAUAGCUUCAUGGCGCUUGUCGCGGUCAUCGUCAUUACCGUCGCACUGAGUCUCUCCUCUCUGAUAUUCGGCGCGCACUGCGCUCUCGCUCUCGACCCAUUGUCUCUCACGAUCCCGUUCAGAUUCACCCGGAGAGUCCUCGACCCCCUCAUCGUCUUCCUCGCCUGGGGCUGCUGGCUCGGCGCCGUAUUCAUGGCCAUCUGGCCUCCAGACCGACACGACGGCCCUCCAACCCACGAACACUGGCGUGGACGCGCCGUCUUCGCCAUCGUUUUCGCCCCGCUAGGCUGUCUGCUUCGAUUCUACGCCUCUCUGCAUCUAAACGCCCGCAUCCCCGCCUUCCCCCUGGGUACCUUCGCCGUGAACAUCUUCGGCACCAUCAUCGAAGGCAUGUGCUACGACCUCCAACACGUCUCCGGCAUCGGCGCGCUCUCCGCCACUGCCUCAAUGACCAAAUCCAUCCUCACGAGCUGCCAGGUCCUCCAGGGCGUCAUGGACGGAUUCUGCGGCUGUACCACCACCAUCAGCACGUGGGUCGCGGAGCUCAACGGUCUCGGACGCAGACGCCAUGCCUAUUUCUACGGCCUUAUGAGCGUUGGUGUCGCGUUGGCCUUUUUGGUUAUUAUCAUGGGCAGUCUGCGGUGGACUAUCGGGUUCAAGAAUCCGGUUUGUGCAUGAUCAUCAUCGUCAUCAUCGUCAUCAUCAUAAUAUAUGCAUGCAUACAUUGCAUACGUACAUACACACAUACAUGAAAAGAAAAGUCUUUCGGGACUUGGAAGGGGUUAUUGAGACGGUUCUAGAUUUCAAGAUCUGAUGCUCAUCUCUACUAAGAACCAUUUCAUUAUCAUCUUCUCAUUAUUUAACUUAGAUACCCUUUACCCGUCUGGAUUACUGGUAACUAACUAUAUAGUGCUAGUAUAUAAUUGCAUAAUACAAUAAAUCCAUCAAUCAAUCAAAGUUAUUCUUGGGACUGUUCUUCUACUGUCCGUUUUCAAACCGUCAGGGGCAGGUUGAACAUUUGGACUUUACGAACCAGUCAAAUAAAUCUGUAUGGGUAAAUGUUGGUUAGAAGCCACCAUUGAUCCGUCUCAUUGAAUGAACGGUACACCCUCAAUGCGAAUCCAGCACAUGAAGAUGCUCAAU